Molecule: messenger RNA, 1110 nt
Organism: Solanum tuberosum (potato)
Lineage: Eukaryota; Viridiplantae; Streptophyta; Magnoliopsida; Solanales; Solanaceae
Product: GATA transcription factor 4-like
Exons: 2
Coding region: 140-916 (258 amino acids)
Biological process (GO): positive regulation of DNA-templated transcription; cell differentiation
Cellular component (GO): nucleus
Molecular function (GO): sequence-specific DNA binding; zinc ion binding
Source: RefSeq, a predicted model, not a curated record
UCACCAGCCCCUUACUUCACUCAUAUACUCUUUCUCUAGUGGGAGGAAUAAUUCUCAGCUCAAAUUUAUCUCUCCAUAGUCCAUAUCAAAGCUUUAAACCAACAUUUUCUGUGUCUAACUUUAGCAUUAAUCGGAGAAUAUGGAUGUCUACGGACGGUUAACGCCAGAAGUGUUUCGGAUUGAUGAUCUUCUUGAUUUCUCAAACGAAGAGAUCUUUUCCUCUUCUAAAACCGCCAUCGACUUUGAUCUCAAUCACCAUUACCAACCACCUCCUACCGAUAAUAUUGCUGCCGCCGGUUGUUACUACGAUGCUCUUCCCAAUUCCGUUGACUUUACCGAUAAACUCUGUGUUCCGAGUGAUGAUGUAGCAGAGUUGGAGUGGCUAUCGAACUUCGUGGAAGAUACAUCCAAUAAUUUCCCUUCAAACUCCUUAACACAAACCAUGUACCACCUCAAUAAUACCAAUAAUACUACUACAAUAUUGCACAGCAAAUCAAGAAGUAAACGUUCACGUAAUUCAAACACUAGCUGGACUACUUCCUCACUCCAACAACACAAAUCCACAAACCAAAAAAACUACAAUCAAGACGAAAAUUCAGGUAUUUAUAACAGAGACAAAUUUUCAUCAAUAACUUCAAAUAUUACACCGAGAAAAUGCACCCAUUGUGCAUCAGAGAAAACACCGCAGUGGCGAACUGGACCAUUAGGCCCCAAAACACUGUGUAAUGCUUGUGGUGUAAGGUACAAAUCGGGCCGGUUGGUACCUGAAUAUCGUCCCGCGGCAAGCCCGACGUUUGUGUUGACGCAACAUUCGAAUUCUCACCGGAAAGUAAUGGAACUCCGGCGACAGAAAGAGGUUAUUGAUCAUCAACAGCAGCAGCACGGAAUGUAUGGACAUCACUAUCCGGUCUGCUGAUGUCAUCUAUAUGCCACGUAUUACAAGCUAACGUGGAUGCCUUAUUAUUCUAAAGAGACUUUUAUCUCUUUUCAGUAUUUUCUUUUGUUGCCUAUUUAAAGGUAUUUGAGAUAAUCACUUUCACGAUUGUUUUUUUAAAAAAAGAUUUAGUGUUCCAUGUCUUAUGUAUUAAGGGGUCGUUUGGUAGAGUGUAU